AAAUAUAAUGUAAGGCCGGGAAUAAGACAAGCGUAAAGGUGUGAUAAAAUUGAAUUAAGAUUAAUUUUUAUUCACAACUGCCGCGAGCUUUUUACCAUAACUUGAUUUUCGUACCGCCACACUCGGCCGUUCCCACGGUUAUCAGAUUUGCGACAAGGACACGUAUUAGCACAACAACCGAGGACAUUCGUUCGUCCUUCUAUAUUCGCAAAUCAGACUCUUAGACGCUUCGUUGCUUGUCAUUGCCGUGUUCGACUCGUAGCUGAGGCAUCUCGUGGCUUCCACAUGCAGCGGUGAUUGGAUGAUUUUAUCGACUAGACUAUUGGAUUAGAAAUCGUUCCAAUGGCGAUGUUCGUCGAAAUAUUUCCACGAAAAAAACAUAAUUUUUAACCUAACCUGUAGGAAUCGAACAGAUCGCGUAAUGAUCAUUCGAACAGUUUUCUGAUCACUCUUUUGUCAGGUACAAUAUGCAUGUGUCUUGUGGUGUUACGGAGUUACGCAACUUUUCUUGAUCAAUGGAAUUCAUCGGUGCUCGUUAAAACGAAAACGUAGUUCUCCACGUAUUUUCUGCAAUCGAUUUCCGGCACCAAAUGGAUUCAUCAAGAUCUCAAGACAACGGAUUUCUGAAACCAAAAAUUAUACAGAAAUCGAAAAGUGCCCGUCAAAUCUUCGCAGCCGUAUCUGCUACUCUGAUCUUGAUUGCAAGUGGAUUUCACAUAGGAUGGGCGUCUCCGUCUUUGGCAAAGCUGCAAGCUAAAGACUCUGACAUCUUCGUCACGUCGAGCCAAGGUUCUUGGAUCGCUAGUUUUCUUCUAAUGGGUAGUAUCUUCGGUACGAUACUUGCUCUCUUGGUGGUCGACAGAUGGGGCAGAAAAACGCUACUGCUUUUGAUGUCAAUCCCUUUAUUCGUUUCGUGCGUACUGAUCGCUCUCGCACAAACCUACUGGUGGUUUUACCUGGCACGGUUCACCGCUGGCAUUGGCAAUGGUGCUAUUUUCACUGGCAUGCCAAUUUACGUAAGUGAAAUUGCUGAAGACAGGAUGCGCGGAGCGUUUGGGAUCCUGGCUACAGUUAUGAUGAAUUUAGGAACCCUCGUGUCAUACGGAAUUGGUCCUUGGGUGAGCCGAGCUACUCUUGCAAUGGUUGGAGCUAUCGUUCCCGUUGUCUACGCCUUGACGUUUAUCUGGAUGCCCGAAACGCCGUACUACUUCGCGAUGAAGAGUGUUCACAAAAAGAGCGUUAAGAGUCUAAGAUGGCUGAGAGAGAUAUCCGACGUUACCGAAGAGGUGAAAAAAAUUCGUAUUAACGUUACGUUGAAGCGAAAGGAUGUCAGAUCGAUAACCGAGCUGUGCACAGUCAAGGGUAAUCAAAAAGCAUUAGUCAUCAUGAUUGGGCUGCUGACUUGCCAACAGGCUUCCGGAAUCACAGCAAUUUCAGCUUACUCGACGAUCAUCUUCAACCAGGUGGACUCUGGGCUAAGUACCGGCGUUUUCAUAAUCAUAUUGGGAAUCGUUAAGCUGACAAUUGCCGCCAUGGUGAUCUUCGUGGCUGACGUGGCAGGAAGAAGACCUUUGCUUCUUGCGUCCAUAUCACUGAGCACACUCUUCUUACUCGCCGAAGCUGUCUACUUUCAUCUGCAAGCCAACGGUACCGAUUUGACAUCAGUCUCGUGGCUUCCACUGGUGGCAAUGAUUGCAUUUCUGAUCAGCUACACAUCGGGCAUGGGAACUAUACCGAUGGUCACAGCCGCCGAAAUAUUUCCCUGCGAAGUCAAAGCCUUAGCCAUGACUGCCGCUGUUACCUACAUGUGUGCGGCUGGAAUUUGCGUCACUAAAUUGUACCAAAUCGUUUCGGACGCUUACGGCAUUCACGUGGCAUUGUAUAUCUUCACAGUCUGUAGCACGGCGUCAACGGCUUUCAUAUUCCUUGUCGUUCCCGAGACGAAAAGGCGUUCGCUAAAUGAGAUUCAAGACGAACUUCACGGCGUCACGAAACCAAUGUUGUGAAUAAAUUCACACGUAUAAUUUCGACUGAAACUUGUUAAGAAAACGAGCGAUGGUGUUGAAUCUAAUUGCGGAAGAACGUGAGAAAAGUGGACGAAACUUUACCUCAGUGGUCAUGGCCGGUAGCUUUUACGUUGUUGGUAUUAAGACCGUCACAAAAACCAUUUCUUGUGCC
Neodiprion fabricii is the source of this 2178-nucleotide messenger RNA. Its product is annotated as facilitated trehalose transporter Tret1-2 homolog. Gene Ontology annotation, molecular function: transmembrane transporter activity. NCBI's taxonomy places the organism in Eukaryota, Metazoa, Arthropoda, Insecta, Hymenoptera, Diprionidae. Bases 591 to 2006 code for a protein of 471 amino acids. The record is from RefSeq and is a predicted model, not a curated record. Gene Ontology annotation, biological process: transmembrane transport. The transcript has 6 exons. Gene Ontology annotation, cellular component: membrane.